This is a messenger RNA of Polyodon spathula (Mississippi paddlefish), 1809 nucleotides long. Its product is annotated as RNA-binding protein with serine-rich domain 1-like. Gene Ontology annotation, molecular function: RNA binding. Bases 75 to 920 code for a protein of 281 amino acids. Gene Ontology annotation, cellular component: ASAP complex; cytoplasm; nucleoplasm. The record is from RefSeq and is a predicted model, not a curated record. The transcript has 7 exons. NCBI's taxonomy places the organism in Eukaryota, Metazoa, Chordata, Actinopteri, Acipenseriformes, Polyodontidae. Gene Ontology annotation, biological process: mRNA splicing, via spliceosome.
UCGUCAGAGGCUUGUAUGUCAUCAUCAGUCAGCGUCUGCUGAGGAUUGCAGGACGUUUGGUCAGUUGAGCAAAGAUGGCUCCAUCACCCACAAAACGAAAGGAUCGCUCUGACGACAAGGUGAAGGAGCGGGGGAAGGAGAAGGUGGGGGUGAAGGAGGGAGGGGAGAAGGACCGUGGCAGAGAAAAAGGACGCAAGCGGCGCAGUGCUUCAACUGGGAGCAGCAGCAGGUCUCGCUCCAGCUCCAGCUCCAGUUCCAGUUCAGGUUCCAGCUCUGGCUCCUCCAGUGGCUCAAGCUCCUCGUCUGCGUCCAGCCGCUCCGGCUCCUCCAGCAGUUCGCGAAGCUCUAGCUCCAGCAGCACCUCGGGCUCCCCCAGCCGCCGGCGCCACGACAACCGCCGCCGCUCACGAUCCAAGUCCAAAUCCCUGAAGAGAGAGGAGAAAGAGAGGAAGAGGAGGAGUCCAAGCCCCAGGCCCUCCAAGGUUCACAUCGGCCGGCUUACAAGAAACGUCACCAAGGAGCACAUCAUGGAGAUUUUUGCCACUUAUGGGAAGAUAAAGAUGAUCGACAUGCCCGUAGAUAGACUCCAUCCCAACCUGUCAAAGGGUUACGCCUAUGUUGAGUUUGAGACCGCAGAUGAAGCAGAGAAGGCACUCAAACACAUGGAUGGAGGUCAGAUAGAUGGUCAGGAGAUCACAGCGUCCGCAGUGUUGACACCCCGGCCUAGGCCACCCCCUCGCAGAUUGACCCCCCAGCGCAGGAUGCCUCCCCCGCCCCCCAUGUGGCGCCGCACCCCACCACGCAUGAGGAGAAGGUCUCGCUCCCCGCGCCGCAGGUCUCCUGUACGGCGGCGUUCUCGCUCCAGAUCCCCGGGCCGCCGACGCCACCGCAGUCGUUCCAGCUCCAACUCCUCCCGCUAGAGCCUCAUCACCGCCCUCAACUGGACACGCCUCACAGCUGCUAGUGAGACAGGAGCCAGGACAGUUCAAAUCUCAUAUCCCAGCCCCCCCUCCAUGGCAAAUCCUUCUAAUGAUCCCAGAGGGUAUCACAGUGAUUUUGUUUACAAAGAUUACAAGAGGCAGAUUGAGAACAAAGCCUGAAGAUUUCCAUGCAACACCAUGCUCUCGCGCAUCCAGGAUAUGCCAUCUACUCGCUUCUGAUGUUUUCUUUCUUUCUUUUUAAAUUUUUUUUUCUGCAUAAAUGAGUAGUGCUAAUUAUCCCCAGCCAUUGUCACAACUGGAAUUAUAUUGCGACCACAGUUGAAAUGGAAGCAAAUGCAGGUCAAACAGCUCCCCAUUGUUAAUUUAGUGGAAUUGUGUACCCUCUGUGUAUUUUCUUUAGGCAGUGAAAGCAUUGAGAGAAAAAAAUUAGACUUAAAUAUUCUCAUGCAUUGGAAGUUGUUGCUGCCUUGUGUGUAUAACCUACGAAACACUUAAGUAAAAGUAUGUAUUCCAUGUACUGAGUCUACACGCCUUUUCAUUGAAAUAAGCCCCUCACUUCCACCUUAUUUGAAAAUCAUUGGGGUUUUGUAUUUUUCACUGCUGUAAUAUACAGUUGUUUUCAAUAGAUUGUUUGAAUCCAGGGCAGUGGAAUAAUCCAAGCCAUUAAUAUAAAUCUAUGUUUUUAAGUACCAGGUAGUACUGAAGAGUGCUAUAAAAGUAGGAAGGUGGUGUUUGCUAGUUAUUGAUUUCAUGUAAAGUGUUAAUUUUGUUUUUAAUAAAUCUGUCUACCACAAGAAGCUGAGCCUAUUUCCCUGGUAAAAUAUAAACAUUUGUAAUUUAUUUUGAAAAUAAACUGAAAUUCUAAUGA